This is a messenger RNA of Dentiscutata erythropus, 464 nucleotides long. NCBI's taxonomy places the organism in Eukaryota, Fungi, Glomeromycota, Glomeromycetes, Diversisporales, Gigasporaceae. The record is from the annotation of a GenBank genome assembly.
CAUUCUUUUUACGACUUCCUGCUCGAACUCAAAAAGAAGUAAUAAUAAAUAGUGCCGUAUGGCACGAAAAUACAAACAAUUUGUUAGAUGCCUGUGAAUUAUAUGCCUUGCUAUUGAAGGCAUAUCCUGAUACUGUCAUUUAUUAUGGGGCACACGCUGCUCAACUUGCAUUAAAGUGUGAAAUCCAAUACAAACCACUUUCAGAGUGCAAUAAGUAUAGAAAAUUAUUUGUGGAGGGCAUAUUAGAGCCAAUACUUCGUCAAAAUAUAGUCAUACAUCAUGAAGCAUGCCUCCCUCUUGAAAUUAAAGUCUUUAAUCCACAAAAGGAAACACCCCUUCCCAUUUCAACUUCGACAUCUCCACAACCAAAUUAUCCGACUAAUUUUAACAUAACUUAUGGCCAGUUGAAAACAUGGCUUGAAAGAGCUCAAGGCUUCUAUAUAGCUAGCAAAGAGUGGAGAAAG